AUGGCGGGCGAAGAUGCGAGCCGCAAGCGGCCGGCGGCCGACGGCUCCGACUCGGACGAGCGCGACAACUCGGAGCCGUCCCAGACGGAGAUGGAGGAGCAGCUCUGCGCGCACGCGGCCGAGGCGCUCAAUCACUUCAUCCGCAGCCACCACAUCGCCGCCAGCACGGAGGUGGCGCGCAACCGACUCAAGAACUCGCUGUACCUGAUCGAGCAGCGGCGGCGACGCAAAGAAUACCCGGCACGGGCCAGCGAGUAUGAUGUACUAAUAUUUAUCUUGUUUAUUGCAGCGUCGGAGCUGCCGGUGUCUCCGGACCGCCGCGUGAAGCACACGAUCAGGAUCCAGCUGAGCAAUCCCAGCGAGAUGCUGGUCAAGCGCGCCGUGAUUCUGCCGAAGGUGCCGCCGAUCCCAACCGCCACCAUGUGGACGGCGCUCGCCAAGAACUACGAGGUGGAGGACGAGCCGCAGCUCAAGUUCCUGCCCUACUUUGGCGACGACGACGAAGAGGACGUCGUGUCCGAGUUCUACCAGAUCAAACAGCAACGGACGAGUGCGUGUGAAGUCGAGUUUACCAAGGAAAUGUGUGAGGCCGUGCUGAAGACACUUCAGUCCACGUGGGACCUCACGCCGAGUGAUCUCAAGCGCGUGGCCAACGUUAUUCAACGAAGAAGAAACGGCGCACAGAAGCGAUGGCCGCUGCAAACGGGCACAGAAAUUUGA
Messenger RNA from Phytophthora sojae, 720 nucleotides. RefSeq lists its product as hypothetical. The record is from RefSeq and is a predicted model, not a curated record. NCBI's taxonomy places the organism in Eukaryota, Oomycota, Peronosporomycetes, Peronosporales, Peronosporaceae. Bases 1 to 720 code for a protein of 239 amino acids. The transcript has 5 exons.